CUUUCUCUCGUAAAAUAUUAUUUAUCAAGUAAUUAUUAGAAACUUGGAAAUAUAUCAAAGUAAUUAAUAAAUACUUGUAAGUAUCAAAUAAUCGAACAAGGCAAGUAACUUGCAAGUAACAUAUUUUUGGACAAGUACUCAAAAUAACAAGUACUCGUUUCCGACAAGUCAAGUACUCGUUUUCAACAAGUCAAGUACACGUCCAAUUCAUUACUCGGUCAAGGCAAGCCAAUUAUCAAGUAUACGUAGAAAAACAAGUACCCGCCUUGAGCCCACCCCUACCCUUGCGAUGCCUUGUGCUACAGUUAGCUAUUGCUCUCUCACUUUUCAUAUCUACGAUUUGUUCCAGGUCUGAAAAGCCAGAAGCCAGUAUCGAUUAUUCAACUCUUAUACCUUCCCUCAACGAAGCAUUGCUGGAGGCUUGUGGCGCUUUCUCGGCAGAUCUUUUGCUAGUGAGAUAUCUCCAGCGCUUGGAGUCUAUAUUUACUGGCGUACCAAUCCCAUGCGAUGUUCUUUUCACGGAUCCUCUUUCCUCCGAGCUCAAUGUGCUAUCUCAUAUUCGUGAUCCUUUUCUCAGUUCCUUACACCAAUGGACCAAGAAAAAACUAUCUAUGAACUCAUUCUCUCGCGUUGUAGGGUGGUCGUUUAUUCAUUUUCUCGAUCCUCAGUGUCCCCGUUCCAUACAUUUUCAUAACAUUUCUGAUGUGACGAUAUUUGCUGCAUUAACACUGUCACUACGUAGCAACCCUCUUUCUUUGGUUGUCCGAUUGCCUCUUAUGCGGAAUAGGCAUCUUUACUAUCAAGAAAAGGGCGUGGAUUCUGUCCCCCUUACAAUUUGGAUGGUAAAUCAGGCCUCCCAGUCUAGUGUACAUGCAGGACUGAAAGCAUGGGUGCAUAACUUGUUACCACUACUACUAGUCGAUAAUAGCCAGAAGACUCAUCAGUGGACGGAACUCAUCCUGGAUAUUGUCGAGAAAAUUUUGGCGAAACCAGGGACUCUGGAAGAACUUGUAGGAAGUCCUUCUUGGGAGUCCCACGUUGUGAUUCCUAUUACUUCACUUAAGACCAUGCUGCGGGUUAGAUUCCCUGCUACCGAAGAAGAGGAUACAACGAGGAGGUUUAUGGAAAUUUAUCACUCGUUGAAGCAAGUAGCUCUUGCCGGUGCACAACUACGCAUGGAUCGCUUUGAGCGGUUAUUCACUGAUUCUUUGAGAUUAGCUGGAGAAUAAAAUCCUGGUGUAGCCAGGGAAGCUAUAGCAAUCGCUAUCUGGUAUCUGAGGACCAAUAUAUAAAAAGGAUGUCGGCUUCCAGCACUGGCACAGUCGCUUAGAAAAAGAAAUGAAAGCUAGUCUUGAUCUUCUCAGGACACUUGUAGAGGAGGAAUAUCAGCAUUCCCCCAAACCACUACCAUCAACCCAUGCAAAGGACAGAUUCAUUCAGCAGUUAUUCAUCGUUUCUUUGAAACUAGCUGGAAUAAAAGGUAUUACUUAGUAACAAAAACAAAAACCCCUGAUUCUUAAGAGUUUGUUACUACUAAUAUAAUGCAGGAGAUCCUGUUGUGGCCAAGGAAGCUGCAACAAUCGCUUUGCAUUUUCUGACCGAAAAUGAUGCUGUUUGCUGGAAGUGUUGGCGCUAUGUCAGUAAAAAGAAUCCACAUGCUAGUGUUUUUCUUCUUCAAACGCUUGUACACCAAUGGACUAAUGAUCAUUCCCUCAAGCAGCAGCUGUCAUCAUCAACAACCGAUGCAAUGAAACAAUUCAUUCAACAGUUGUUCAUGGUUUCUUUGACAUUAUUAGCUGGAGAAGGAAUACCUGUUGUUGUAGCCAAGGAUACUAGAAAAAUCGCUAUUUGGUGUCUGAUGGAAAAUGUUGAGUGCUGGAGGCACUGGGAUAAUCUUUAUAAGAAGAAUAUAAAAGUUGGUGUUGCUCUUCUCAAGACGCUUGUAGACGAGUGGAAGGAUCAUUCCCUUAAACUACCAUCAUCACCGACUGAUGCUGUCAUUCUCAGUCGCACUAUGAAGAGCUUCAGUCACCGAGUAAUGCCUCUUACUCGUCUAACUUCACUCUUGAUUUCAUCUCUGACCUUAACUUGUGCAUUGUUUUCUCGGAACAAGAAAGGCAUCACUGAAAGAGGAGAAAAAGCUUCUCUUUACAAAGAAGCUCACAAGUUCUGCAAAGUGAUAUCCCGGAAACUCACCCACGGCAGCAUUACUGUUGUGGUUCUAGUGACUGCAGUAACCACUGCUGCAUUUGUUCUGUUGUAUCUGAGCGUGUUUGGUUAUUUGAAGUAGAUGUAACUCUCUUGAGGGUCUCUCGUGUGUGGGAAUUUUGAGUACUGACCAAAGAGUAAUCAUUGAUUUUUUGGACCAGGAGUGGUUGUCACAUUCGAGUACUAACCAGAUAAAAAUACAAACAGAAACAGUUGCUUGGGAAGGAUUGUAAUAAAUCUAGUGACCUAACACUUAUCAUAUUCUUUAAAGAAUUUAUGAUGGUGAAACAGAGAA
This is a messenger RNA of Brassica napus (rape), 2503 nucleotides long. RefSeq lists its product as uncharacterized. Gene Ontology annotation, cellular component: endoplasmic reticulum; Golgi apparatus. NCBI's taxonomy places the organism in Eukaryota, Viridiplantae, Streptophyta, Magnoliopsida, Brassicales, Brassicaceae. Bases 612 to 1229 code for a protein of 205 amino acids. The record is from RefSeq and is a predicted model, not a curated record. The transcript is spliced from 7 exons.